Messenger RNA from Cynara cardunculus var. scolymus (artichoke), 1671 nucleotides. RefSeq lists its product as uncharacterized. The record is from RefSeq and is a predicted model, not a curated record. The transcript is spliced from 4 exons. NCBI's taxonomy places the organism in Eukaryota, Viridiplantae, Streptophyta, Magnoliopsida, Asterales, Asteraceae. Gene Ontology annotation, molecular function: glycosyltransferase activity. The coding region runs from base 1 to 1446 and encodes 481 amino acids.
AUGGCGUUGAAGCAACGAUUAAUCACACACAUAUAUUCAAUCACCAGCAAUUUCAAUAGGAUUAAUGUUCGUAUAGAAUAUUUGAAGGAGAAAGAAAUGAAAUAUAACGAGAUUUUCGCUCGAAGCUUCAGUCGACACGAGCAGAAAAGAUUCGCAUUGGUUGCUUGCUUCAUCGUUACAUGGUGUUUCUACACCGUCUUCAAGCCUUACCUUGUUCCUCUACCUGUUUUGAAUGUGAGGAUGACAAUGGUCGAUGGGCUCAAAUACGUGAUGGGUACCCAAAAAACAAGCAAACUGCAUUUAAAUGCUGAAAUAAAGGAAACGAAGCUCAUAUGCAACACAACAGAACCAAGAUCAGAUACCUGCGAGAUAAAAGGCGACGUAAGGAUCGAAGGGAAUUCCUCCACCAUUUUCAUGUUUUCUUCGCAAGUCGGAAAUGCUUCAUGGACCAUAAAGCCUUAUGCUCGUAAAAACGAUGGGAACGCAAUGGAAAGUAUAACCAAUUUCACAGUAAAAGUGAUCCCAGAAAAAGCCGAAACCAUGCCCAAAUGCACCAAAGUGCACACCGUACCAGCCAUAGUUUUCUCGGUCGGUGGGUACGCUGGGAAUAACUUUCACGCCUUUGCAGAUGUCAUCAUUCCUCUCUACACAGCUUCUCGAGAAUUCAAUCGAGAAGUGCGGUUUCUCGUGGCCAACAAACGUUCUCAAUGGACCACCAAAUUCCAACAACUGUUGGACAAAUUAUCGAGGUAUGAGAUCAUUGAUAUUGAUCAUGACAACCAAAUACAUUGCUUCCCGAGUAUGAUCGUAGGUCUUAAAAAGGAAGAUAGAAAAGAGCUACACACCGAUGGGAUGCAGGAUUUCAUACACUUCUUAAGAAGUUCAUACUCAUUGGAGCGAUCCACUGCCAUAAAACUAACCAACAGCUCGACCAAAAGACCCCGGCUCCUAAUAGUUGCAAGACAAAAGACCCGAGCUUUUACCAACGUAAAAGAUGUGGUUGAUGCAGCAGGAGAGUUGGGAUUCGAGGUGAUUGUGACGGAAAUGAAUGCGAAUAUGGCUGAGGUUUCAAGACUUGUGAACUCAUGUGAUGUGAUGAUGGGGGUUCAUGGUGCAGGGCUAACCAACAUGGUGUUUCUGCCUGAAGAUGGUGUGGUGAUACAGGUGGUUCCAUUGGGGAAGAUGGAGUGGUUAGCAAAGACUUGUUAUGGAGAGCCUUCAAAGGCAAUGGGAUUGAAGUAUUUGGAGUAUAAGAUAAGCGAAGGGGAGAGCACAUUGAUAGACCAAUAUCCACAUAACCAUCAAGUGUUCUUGGAUCCAAUUACGAUUCAAAGGAACGGAUGGGCUGCUUUUAAAUCGAUUUAUAUGGAUAAACAAAAUGUGAUGCUUGAUGUGGUUAAGUUUAAGGAGAGAUUGUCAAAAGCCCUUCAACUUCUUCACGAGUAAAAGUGAAUUAGGGAAUUCAACCAUAAUGAUAAUGAUAAUGAUUUUGAUUAGUUCGUUUCUUUUCCUCAAAAAAUAUCUCUGUUUUAUAUAUUUUCCCAAAAAUGUUGGUCGAUUCAAACAGGUUUGAUGUUCUCGAUCUAAUUUGGGGUUUGGCAUUUCAUGAUUCGGUUUUUGCUGCAAUAUGUUCUUUUUCUUCUCUGGUUUCAUUUGUUUGCUGCAAUAUGU